Molecule: messenger RNA, 5434 nt
Organism: Helicoverpa zea (corn earworm)
Lineage: Eukaryota; Metazoa; Arthropoda; Insecta; Lepidoptera; Noctuidae
Product: putative helicase mov-10-B.2
Exons: 19
Coding region: 263-2920 (885 amino acids)
Molecular function (GO): RNA binding; 5'-3' RNA helicase activity
Source: RefSeq, a predicted model, not a curated record
CAAAAAAUCCUCACGGCCGGGCGGCCGGCCCUGUUUAUCGGCAAACCAAACUUUUGUUCGUUUCAUUCAGCUUCGGCGUUAUUUUGUUUAUACAUAUUUUCGGUUUAAAGCUAUGACUUCAAGAAAUAAUGCUUGGCUUUUGCCAUCUAAUUGAUUUGUGGUUCACGUGAUAGUAAUUCGAGGAUUCAAAGAUAAUUGCUUCACUUUGUAAAAUUAAAGUGUUGAAAGGCGAACCGAAAUAAAUAAAAUAAUAGCUUUCAAAAUGAAUACUUGCCUUGUGUGUUCCGCCAGGGAUGUGGAGCCCGAACAUUUUGCUACAGAAAAACACAAGAAAAACAGUUCUCUCAAACAAUUUGCUCUAAACAAAUCGCAAUUUGUGACGAAUCGAAAAGGAGUUGCUGCUGUAUUCUGCGAUGUUAAAUCAAGUUUUGGUACAGAAUUUGGUAACAAAGAUGGAAAAAUUAAAAUAUCUGCGAAACCUAAUGAAAAAGUGGAGUUUACAUUCCUGCUGUCCAAUGAGAGUAGUAUGGAUGACCUAUUAAUUACUUACAUUCAACUGGUUCACAAACAAUUCAAUUUUGUGAUGGCUAACAAUCCUUUUGGCGCUGGCAGCAAGCCACGCCUCCUAGCACCCAGAAGCAAACUAUCAGAUAAAAUAACAGUGACAUUCAGUUCGCCAAAUAUUGGCCAGUAUGAAACUCCAAUAUUAUUCUACUUUGUGAAAAAGGACAAUAAUGAAAAUGUUAUACUUAUGAGAGAAAUGGUAGUAUUUGUUGAAGGCAGCCAAACCGUACACGAUAAUAUUAUUAGUCCUUACGAAAGAAAAGGCGUCUGGGCUAAGGAACUCAUCAAAUCUGCUUCUUCUGAUCGCUGCGACGAUAUGUUUCAAAUACCAAAAAAUUGCAAACAAAUAUACGCGACCAACUUGAAACUACCGGAAAAGGCGUCACAAAGAGAAAAGGAUUUGUCAGCGGAUAUCAGGAAAAUUUUUAGUAUAGGUAUCACAAAGGAGAAUUAUAUAAAAUUCUUCCACAAUGUUCUGUGGUAUGAAGAAACCAUUAUACGGGUCAACAUAAAGAAAUACAACAUGUCUGGCGUUCAGAUCGUCGUACAGCACAGUUUACACGGCACUUGUUACAAGCUUGAGGUGCCGGGGCUCGGGGAAAAGAGACCUUCUUUAAUGUUAGGAGAUUUGCUGUUCAUUAAACCACAUAACCAGAACGAGGUUAUGUUUGGAGCCAUUGUCAAAGAGAUCAAUGAUAGCGAGGCUAUUAUCGGAGAUUUGCAUCCAAAGUUCUCUCAGCACUACCGGGCGGGAGCUCUGUUCGACGUGCGGUUCUUCAUGUCCCGCGUGCCGCUGGAGCGCAUGCACCACGCUGUCCACGCCGUCUUCACUGAAGGCCACGAGUGCAGGAUCUUCCCCAAGGAGACCAACAGGGUCAAGCAAGUCAAACCCAUCGUUAAUUUCUUCAACCCGCUAGUGGAAGGCAACUUGGAGCAGCGUUGCGCGGUAGAACGCAUCGUGUCGGGUACUGCCGACACUGCGCCUUAUCUGUUACACGGCCCGCCCGGCACCGGCAAGACUGUCACCAUUGUCGAAGCUGUUUUACAGCUGGUGCUGAAAGACCCGAGUCACCGCAUCAUGGUGUGCACAGACUCCAACAGCGCGGCCGAUCACGUGGCCACCAUGCUUAUCAAAUACGCUCACAUGUUUAAAUCUGACUCCUGGCUUCUGCGUGCUAACUCCAAGUUCAGGGUCUGGGAAACUCUGCCAGAAUGUCUCGUGGAGUACUCCAACGGUUCAUGCCGCGGCAACUUCGAGCCGAUAGACGUUGAAGAGUUCGUGACGUACAAUAUCGUCAUCACCACGCUUUCACAUGCCGCUAAGUUCGCUAGACAAUCGCGUUCCCGCGGCAUGGCCCACCACAUCACGCACCUGUUCAUCGACGAGGCGGCGCAGGCCAGCGAGCCCGCCUGCCUCAUCCCCGUGUGCGGCCUACUGCGGCCCCGCGCCACCCUCGUGCUGGCCGGGGACCCGCACCAGCUGGGACCCGUCGUCAUCUCGCACAACGCCGCCAACAUCGGACUGGGCACGUCUCUAAUGGAGCGGCUGAAGAAGACAUGUCCGCUAUACAGCGAGAUCCGUAACGAUCCCAACUAUAUCGUGAUGCUGCGGAAUAACUUCCGCUCAAACCCUGACAUUAUUGAAAUACCUGAUAGACUCUUCUAUAAGGGACAGCUCAGGGCAUUAGCCAAAGAGGAUCGCAUCAGCAACAUCGAUAUCCUAGGAGAGAAGCAACACAGCCGCGCUGUGGUGUUCCACGGAGUGCUCUCCAAGGAGCAGAAGAUUGGCAAGUCGCCUAGUUACUUCAACAUGUUGGAGUGCGAGAUAGUGCAGCUGUACGUGCGGCGCCUGGUGACCGUGCACAACGUGGCCAUGCAGGACAUCGGCAUCGUCACGCCGUACAUACGACAGGUGUACCAAAUAAAGAAGUUGCUGAAAGAGAUAAGCUACGACAAGAUAGAGGUUGGCACAGUCGAGGCGUACCAGGGCAAAGAGAAACGCAUCAUCAUCAUAUCGACUGUCCGCGCUAACUGCAACCUGCUCGACCACGACGCCAAGUUCCAACUCGGCUUCCUUGUUGAUGAUAAACGCUUCAACGUAGCCAUAACCCGGGCCAAAGCUAAAGUGAUCAUCAUAGGCAAUCCCCUCUGCCUUGAGAAGGACAUCAAGUGGCGUAUGUACAUGCAACGUUGUCGGGAACUAGGCACGUACCACGGCUUCGAUUCCUUCAGCCUUGGCGGGGAAACCCUGGAGACUGUUGUCGAAGACAUCGUCGGUACCAUUACCCCGAUGCUGCAAAAUAUCAAAAUAGCACCCAAAAAGCGUGUACGCAGGAAGAAAACACAAAAGAAGUAAGUCUUCUAGAUGUGGGACGAACUGGCUUGCGUGCACUUAGCGACAAAAUUGUUUGGACACUAACAUUAUUUUGUAUCUAUUUACACACUAUAAUUUUUGAAAUUUUUGAAAAACUAUUUCUGCAGAGUACUGUAAUAUUUAACUCUACCAUCAAUGUAUUUUUUUAUGUUUUUGGCACGUAAGCUAGUCCUCAUCCCUAUUAUAUGCUGUGGAUAAAUACUGAUCUGUAGUCCACAAUCACUGGACGUAAUCAGUAAUCCACAUCAUAAAGCAUAGUUUACACAAAGCCAACACUGGCUGCCAAUAAGACUGGCAACCACCGCUGGCUUGGUAUUUGCCUCAGUUUUACAAGAGCUAGCGAAAAUAGAGCGCCCUUCUAUUUUCUAGACAGUGACCUCCGCAGGACUGGCGCCAGCAUUACUUGCUUCGUGUAAACUAUGCAUAAGUUUUACAUUUAGGUGUACGUUUGAAUUUGGAAUGCCAUGACUGUCACCAACCCGCCUACAAAGCAUGGUGAUAAUAGAGUAACAACCAUAGAUUUAAGUUAAUGUCAAGCAUAAAGUAGCAUUUUUAUGUGAUUUAUAAGUACUAGUAGAUUUUGAGGUUUUAUUCAAUUGAGACUGUGGUAACAUUCCACUUCGUUAUACUAAUGUAGUUUUGUAAUGUCGGUGUUGUCUUGUGUCCUAUGUACAUUAUUGUAGCACGUUCGCUGCUUGCGAUAACUUGCAAGAUUUCCUAUUUAUACCUACCUAUGUUUUUAUAGGUAAUGUGUUAGCAACCGAAGUCUAGGCCAAUAUAAUUUUAGCUUAAUACUAUUAAUAUUUUUAAAUACUUUUUAUAUUUUUUUGAAGUUCGAAGAGUCUGAUAGUCUGAAUAUCCUAAAUGAUAUUUUAACCUUUACGGUGAAGGCGUCAACAUAUUUUUUUAUUUACACUAAUAAGGCAGCGAACGUGCUACCUCUCCUCGUGUCGUCUCAUGAAUGUGAUAUUUUUGUACUUGCUGUCUUACUCUUGGACCAUAGAGCAAUUAAACAGGAGUUUUUCCUAAGGAAACUAUCUGCCGACCAUAGGUCAUAAUGGCCUUAGUCAAUUAAGAUUCGAAAUCGCCAAUAAAAAAAUGUAUGAAAGUUCUGUCUUGAAAAAGAACUAAAAUUCUCUAAGAAAUAAUUUGUAUACUUAUGAAGUAAAAUAUUAAAAGGCUCAUGUCGAUCUUGUGAUAUCUCGGUAUAAGGAUGGUUUACAUCAAACUGCGCAAUUUACAAUGCUUUUGUACUGUUUUGUGAUAAUAAUUAGGAGACUGAAAACCUGUCAAAUCAGCCUUUCGCGGUAGGAAUCGCUAAGCGUAGAGUGGAGAAAUGGAUAAGAUUCAUAGUUAAUAUGGAAUUGAGAAUGUUUAUUCUAGUAAAGACUGAAAAACUCGAGGGCUGUGACUGCGAGCGCGCAUUAUGUUCGAUGUGAACCAACCAACCCAUAGCCUUAAAAACACUUUGAUAGCAUGCAAAUAAAAUUGUAUUUUUAUAAACAUUUUUGAUUUAUAUUUUGAUUAUAUAAUCUAUAACUAGAAUUUUUCAAAUUAAGGAAUGAAAAUUUAGCCAUCUUUAGGAUGAUUAUUGUUUGAUUUUACUGUUCAUUUGUUGUAUAAUGUUGGCCUAUAUGCAGGUCCUAUGCCGUCUCCAGUUUAUAUGCUCUAAUCUUUCUAAAAUUGAUUGUAUUCAGAUUUAUUAUUUCAUCGUAUUUAGAUGAUAAGAAAGUUAAUUUAGUAGAAGCCAAGCGCAACAAAUGUUUUGGUUAAGUCCAAAAUAAACUGUAGUUUUAGGUAUGAAGAAUCUUGACCAAAGAUUCAAUCUAGUAUUAAAACAUGGAUGUCGUAUUUCUAAUAAUGUUUUAUUAUUUUUAUUUGUGUACCUCCGCAUAUACAGAGGGGUAUAUUUUUCUAUGAUAAUUUUUUAUGUGUAGACACAGAAAUGAGAUAGGUAUUCCUAUAAUUUUAAUUUGCUGACGAAUAAUGAUAAUAAUUUGCUGAUUAAUAUCAUAAUCCAUAAUCAUCAUGAUGAAUCAAUUUAUUCAUUUUUCACUAGACUAAGAAUGUAAGAUGUAGAAGGUAACAUGGUUACAGCCACAUAUUUGAAUAUGAUGAUACAUAUUAAAAGUUGUUGCUCUUUCGGUGACUACAGGGAUAUACAUGAUAUAUAUACCUAUAGUAUACCAAGAUUUUUCCAUAAAUUCUCCUAAAACUAAACAUGGAAUUCAAUUAGUGGCAUUGUUUAAAGCUUUAAGUUUUAUGUACAAAAUUCCUUUUUGAUGCGUUUGUUAUAAAAAUUCUAUUGAUUUGUGUGCCAUAAUUACGUUUGGAAUAUUAUGUUUGUCAUAAAAGGAUUAUAUUUACAGUACAAUCAUUUAAGGUUUAAGAUGUUUACAUAAUGAUUAUAUUUUGGAGAUUCAAUUAUAGAAAUAUCUUGGUGCUAAAUGUAUAAGACUUUGAAUUUCUACACGAAAUAAAAUUAGUAGUGUAAAA